CACGUGGGCUAGGAAUCACGGGAGCCGGGAUGCAGGACGUGCAGAACUUGCCGAUUGAUAUACAGACCGGCCGGCUGCUUGAUUGGCUGGUGGACCGGCGUCACUGCACCCUAAAAUGGCAAAGCAAAGUCCUGCAGAUAAGAGAGAAGAUCAACCAAGCCUUGCAGGACAUGCCCGAGCACGACGAAAUCCGCAGUCUGCUCUCUGGGACGUAUAUUAACUACUUCCACUGUCUGAAGAUUGUGGAGAUCCUGAAAGGAACGGAAGCCGCAACCAGGAAUCUGUUUGGUAGAUACUCUUCUCAGAGAAUGAAGGACUGGCAAGAGGUGGUGUCUUUGUACCAGGCUGAUAACACGUAUCUGGGGGAGUCAGCCAGUCUCUUCAUGCGCAGCGUGAGCUAUGAGAUCCCAGCUCUGAAGAAGCAAAUGACUCGCUGUGAGCAGCUGUCUCUGGAGAGUGAGCGUCGGGCAGAGGAGUGCUUGCACGGAGCAGCACAACAGCGAGAACAAUAUUAUAACAGCUGCAAAAACUAUGGGAUCAGUGGUGAGGAUAUACGAAAAGAACUUGUGGCAUUGGUUUGCGAUGUUCCUUCUGUCCUGAGGCAGAUCGGGGCUGAUGCUGCAGGGCUGUUGUCUGCUAUCCAGCUGUACCAGGCCUGUGUGACCUUUGUAUGUGACAGCUCACCCGAAGAGGCCCUUCCUAUCCUUCGGCACGUGCAGAAAUGUGGAGACACUACCAUCUAUGAGUGGCGAGUGGGGGAGGCACCAAGGAGGGUAGAGCGCCCUGACAAAGAGAAACAAGAGACCCCACAAUGCCCAGAGGAAGGAGAAAUCAACUGGGGAGAUUUCGAGGUGCAACCAUCAACGGCAGCUGAAACAGAAGAAGGGCUUGACAGUUUGGCUACAGGAGAGAUAGACUGGGGCAUCUCAGUGGAGCCAGAGGCUGCAGAAGUGGACGGCAUAAACUGGGACGCGGGGGAGGAACCUACAGCAGUGAUCACUGUACUGGAAACUGGAAGCAAUGUUCUGCCAGGUGUUGCUCGCGGUUCAGAUGCUCUUUCGGUCCUAGAAAACACAGACACGCGAAAUCAGUUUGUGGAUGAAUUAAUGGAGUUAGAGUUGUUCCUGUGUCAGUGGCAGCAGAGUAUGGAGUGCGACACAGACAUUGUCACUGUAACACAGUUCCAGACAGCCCCAUCUAUUCUGCAAGGACAGACACAGGGGAAAGUGCUCGCCAUGAUAUCUGUUGUGCAGGGCCUCAUCAGCCGACUGACAGACACACGGAUGCGCCAGCUGUUCCUAAUAUUGGCAUCUCCCAGAUAUGUGGACCGUGUGACGGAUCAUCUGGGCCAGCGCCUGCGUCAAGCACAACUGCUGGAGAAAAAGAGCGUUUCUUGGGUAGAGAGAGGCAGAGCAGCUCAGGAAGAGAGACAGAGUCUGGAGCCCAGGCUGUCCCUUCUACAGGAAAGAAGUCGGGAGCUGAAGAAGCAGAUUGAAGCAGACCUGUCCAAGAGGUACAACAACCGUCCUGUCAAUCUGAUUGGUACAGGCCUCUGAUCUUUAUGCUUUCAACUGCAAA
This is a messenger RNA of Xenopus laevis (African clawed frog), 1578 nucleotides long. RefSeq names its product CDK5 regulatory subunit associated protein 3 L homeolog (gene cdk5rap3.L). Gene Ontology annotation, cellular component: endomembrane system. Lineage: Eukaryota; Metazoa; Chordata; Amphibia; Anura; Pipidae. The record is from RefSeq and is marked provisional. Gene Ontology annotation, biological process: regulation of mitotic cell cycle.